Ambispora leptoticha is the source of this 1209-nucleotide messenger RNA. Lineage: Eukaryota; Fungi; Glomeromycota; Glomeromycetes; Archaeosporales; Ambisporaceae. The record is from the annotation of a GenBank genome assembly.
AUGAAGAUUAGUCUGUUUUUGAUAGCAGGUGCUAUACUAGGCCUGUCUGCUGAUGCGGCCGUCCACAAAGUGACUUUGAAGAAGGUUUCUGAAACUCCCUCUCAAAAGUUUCAACGAUAUUCGCAGUCUGGAGAGUAUUUAACUCACAAGUACUUUAGUAGUUCGCGACGCUUGCAACAUGCAAACAAAUUAUUUACUCCAAGCUUUGAUGGAAAUGUGGAACACGGCGUACCUCUUUCAAACUUUAUGAAUGCACAGUAUUUUGGUGAGAUUUCACUUGGCACACCUCCACAAAAAUUUACGGUAGUUUUUGACACCGGCUCAUCAAAUUUGUGGGUUCCAUCAACUCAUUGUUCAUCCAUCGCUUGUUUCCUUCAUCGCCGGUUUGAUUCCAGUAAAUCCAGCACUUUCAAAAAGAAUGGCACUGAAUUUGCUAUUCAAUAUGGAACAGGUAGCUUGGAAGGCAUUAUUAGCAAUGAUGUCUUAAAUGUUGGUGAUAUCGCCGUCGAGAAACAAGAUUUCGGAGAAUCUGUUAAAGAACCUGGUUUGACUUUUGCAUUCGGUCGAUUUGAUGGUAUUUUUGGUCUUGCUCAUGACAAAAUCUCUGUUAAGGGAGUUGUGCCUCCGUUCUAUCACAUGGUGAAUCGUAAACUAAUUGAUGAGCCAAUCUUCUCUGUUUGGCUUAAUGAUGCUGAGAAGGACAAAGAAGUUGGUGGUGAACUCGUCUUUGGUGGAACUGAUGAAUCUCGUUUCACCGGUGAUAUUCAUUGGGCCCCUGUUCGCAGACCUUAUUAUUGGGAAGUGGUGCUUGAAAAAGUAAUAUUUGGUAAAGAUGAAGUAGAAUUUGAAAACACAGGAGCUGCUAUCGAUACUGGAUCAUCCCUUUUGGCUGUACCCUCGGUGGUUGCCGAUUUGAUUAACAAAGAAAUUGGUGCAAAGAAAAACUUUGCUGGUCAAUAUAUUCUUGAUUGUGAUAAAGUAAAAGAUCUGCCCGAUUUUACUUUAUUCUUUAACAAGAAACCUUUCAAAUUAACUGGCGAUGAUUAUAUCUUGAAAGCUCAAAAUCAAUGCAUUUCUGCUUUUAUGGGUUUGGAUAUCCCCGAACCUCUUGGUCCUAUUUGGAUUAUUGGUGAUGUUUUCCUCCGCAAAUACUACACUAUAUACGAUCUUGGAAAUAAACGAGUAAGUGUCAUACAGUUUCUAUCCUAA